Ilex paraguariensis (yerba mate) is the source of this 1467-nucleotide messenger RNA. Lineage: Eukaryota; Viridiplantae; Streptophyta; Magnoliopsida; Aquifoliales; Aquifoliaceae. The record is from the annotation of a GenBank genome assembly.
AUGGCAGAGAGAAAUGCACAUUUCACGGGGCAGAAAUCAUUGUUUUGUUUGUUUCUUGUUACAGCAAUCUUGUUCAUGUUAUCUUGGUUCUUUGUUUGGCGUUCAACUGGCCGACCUCACUUCAUUGACCAUAGUUUAUUACCUAAUUCCAAGAUCUUUGCUACGAUUGACAAUGAUAAUCCUGAACCCCGGAUUCAAAGUGAUAUUGGACCCUCAAUUGGGAAUGCUGAAGAUGAAGUAGAAGCACCACCAAAGAAGAAUCUAGCUGAAUGCAAUCCAAAUAAAGUAUUCCUUAAGGUUUUCAUGUAUGAUUUACCCCCAGAGUUUCAUUUUGAGUUGUUGGGUUGGAAAGCUGAGGGAGAGAGUGUUUGGCCUGAUAUUCGAAAAAAAGUUCCUGAUUAUCCUAGUGGGUUAAACUUGCAACACAGUAUAGAAUAUUGGCUUACGUUGGAUCUGCUAUACUCAGAAUUUGCUGACAGUUUAAGUGGCCAUAGUGCAAUAAGAGUUCAUAAUGCCAGUGAAGCUGAUGUUGUAUUUGUUCCUUUUUUUUCAUCCAUAAGCUAUAACAGGUAUUCUAGGGUGAAGCCACACGAAAAGGGAAGCAAGAAUAAAUUGCUACAAGAAAAUUUGGUCAAAUUUUUGACAACUCAAGAAGAAUGGAAGAGGUCAGGGGGAAGAGACCAUAUAAUUGUCGCCCACCAUCCAAAUAGCCUUUUAGAUGCAAGAAUGAAGCUGUGGCCUGCAAUGUUCAUCCUUGCGGAUUUCGGAAGGUAUCCCCCAAACAUAGCUAACGUUGACAAAGAUAUCAUUGCACCUUACAAGCAUGUAAUCAAAAACUUCGUCAACGACUUGUCUGAUUUUGAUAGCCGACCAACUUUGCUGUACUUCAAGGGUGCCAUAUACAGGAAAGACGGUGGGUUUGUCCGGCAAGAGUUAUUUUAUCUUCUAAAAGAUGAAAAAAAUGUGCACUUCUCGUUUGGAAGUGCCCAAAGAGAUGGGAUUAAUAAAGCUGCACAGGGAAUGCACUCUUCAAAAUUUUGCCUCAACAUAGCGGGUGACACUCCCUCAUCAAACCGCCUCUUUGAUGCCAUUGCUAGUCACUGCGUACCAGUUAUCAUCAGUGAUGACGUUGAGCUUCCCUAUGAAGAUGUCCUUGACUAUUCCGAGUUCUGCAUAUUUGUUCGUACAUCGGAUGCUCUCAAAGGAAAAUUUCUCAUAAACCUCAUCAAGAGCAUUGGACGGGAUGAGUGGAACAGGAUGUGGAAAAGGCUGAAAGAAGUUGAAAAUUUCUUCGAGUUUCAGUAUCCAUCGAAGGAGGGUGAUGCUGUCCAAAUGAUAUGGCAAACUGUGGCUCGUAAGGUUCCUGCUAUUAGAAUGAAGGUACACAAAUCUAAGCGGUUCUCUCAUUGGAAUGGUUCUAGAGAAAGAGGGCCAAGAUCACUCCCAUUGCCAAGAAAUUUUUGGUGA